Chaetomium globosum CBS 148.51 is the source of this 1467-nucleotide messenger RNA. RefSeq lists its product as uncharacterized. Gene Ontology annotation, cellular component: centrosome; cyclin-dependent protein kinase holoenzyme complex; nucleus. Lineage: Eukaryota; Fungi; Ascomycota; Sordariomycetes; Sordariales; Chaetomiaceae. Gene Ontology annotation, molecular function: cyclin-dependent protein serine/threonine kinase regulator activity. Gene Ontology annotation, biological process: G2/M transition of mitotic cell cycle; regulation of cyclin-dependent protein serine/threonine kinase activity. The transcript has 4 exons. Bases 1 to 1467 code for a protein of 488 amino acids. The record is from RefSeq and is a predicted model, not a curated record.
AUGCCGAUUACUAGGACAAGAAACCCCCGUUCGGUGACGAACGAAAAUGACGAGAACAGCAAUGCCACAGCCCGCGUUACCCGGGCGAAAGCUGCGGCAACCCUGAACGUUGAUGAGCUCGCCAUGCCCACCAAGGCGCUCCAGUCAAAAAAGACAGCGGCCAAUGUCAAUCCCACGAGGAGGCGUGCUGCCCUCGGCGACGUCAGCAAUGUGACCAAGGUUGAGGCUGUCGAGAGCAAGAAGGCAGUUGGCAGGACCGGGCUUGUGUCCAAGGCAGCUCAACCCACGGGCGUCCAGAAGAAGACCACGGCGACGCGGUCAGCCUUGACUACGAAAGAGGUCAACAAGAAGACGGAAGUGAAGCGCUCGGGACCCGGAUCAAUUGUGGCCCAGAAGCGCAAGGUGUUGAGCACCUCGACCACGAACACUCUCGUCAAGGAGGGUACCCCUGAGGACAGCGAACCGAUCCGUAAGAAGGUUCACACACUUGAGGACAAGAAGAUCAAGACCGACGUGAGACAAGAAGAGCCUGUUCGAAAGGACGCCGCACCAUCAUCACCGCCUGUUGCUGCCAGCGAGCCUGAGCCGCGUGUCGAGAUCCCAGAGGCCGCACUCUUCCUCGACCGCGAGGACCUCGACGACCCGCUGAUGGUCGCCGAAUAUGCGAACGACAUCUUCGAAUAUCUUCGCGACCUCGAGUGCAACUCCGUCCCCAACCCUCAGUACAUGUCGCACCAAGAUGAUCUUGAGUGGAAGACGCGGGGUAUUCUUAUCGACUGGCUGGUUGAAGUUCACACCCGUUUCCAUCUGCUACCCGAGACACUGUUCCUCGCUGUCAACAUCGUCGACCGGUUCCUCUCGGAGAAAGUUGUCCAGCUCGACCGUCUUCAACUUGUCGGUAUCACCGCCAUGUUCAUUGCUUCCAAGUAUGAGGAAGUCCUCUCACCUCAUAUCGCCAACUUUCGCCAUAUUGCCGAUGAUGGCUUCACCGAGGCCGAGAUCCUCAGCGCUGAGCGGUUUGUGCUCGCGACUCUCAACUACGACCUGAGCUACCCCAACCCGAUGAACUUCCUCCGCCGCAUUUCCAAGGCGGAUAAUUAUGACAUUCAGUCUCGUACUAUCGGGAAAUAUCUCAUGGAGAUCAGUCUGUUGGAUCACCGCCUAAUGGCCUAUCGUUCCAGCCAUAUUGCCGCAGCUGCUAUGUACCUGUCACGGCUGAUCUUAGAUCGUGGCGAAUGGGAUGAUACAUUGGAGUAUUAUGCCGGGUACUCGGAGGAGGAGAUCCAGCCCGUCGUCAUGUUGAUGGUUGACUAUAUGGCACGGCCCGUCAUCCAUGAGGCCUUCUUCAAGAAGUAUGCUCACAAGAAGUUCUUGAAGGCAUCAAUUCUCACCCGCCAAUGGUCGAAGAAGAAUGCCCACCUUUACGGCAUCGACGACAUUCACCUAACCCUCAGUGAGGUCUCUUAG